AAAAAGAAGAUAAAUUAUGUGGCACUCGAGCGGGAAAAGUUUAUGAAAUCAGGCAAGGCUUCAAUAGGCAAAAGAAAAAAGAAAUCAGAAGCAGAUAUAUUGGAACGCCUGCGAGGCUUCCAAGAAAAACUACACACCGUUGUCGCCGAGGACACUGUAAUAUUACCCUUACAGCCAGACGAUACAGAACUGUGUUCUCUUCAUUCCGUUCCUAAUUGUCUCUCAUGUCGCGACACGUUUGGUCAAUCAAAAGCUACUGAUACCGACGAAGGAUGGCUAUCACACAAACUUGUCUUUGAGAAAGAUUACAAGGGAAAAGAUCUAAUGCAGAGGAGAGAUGACCCUAACGAUUAUGUUGUAAUAGAUCCUUUAGAGCGAAAGAAACAGGCCAUAGAAGAACAGCGCGAGAAGAGGGCACAAAGAAACGAUAUUGGGGAGGCCUUCCAACGUAUCGAGACUAUACCAUACUUACCAGCUCUGACAAUAACCAAACGUAAUGAUGUAGAAUUUGUUAGAACUAGCUAUCCCUCUCACGAUUUAACGGAUUUCCCAUGCCAUGCUCACCUCGCAUAUCCAAAGAUUCCGCCCACAGUGAUUGUCUAUAAACAAGAGACAUGUUUGCAAGCUGCGUCUGAUGGAUAG
Paraglomus occultum is the source of this 642-nucleotide messenger RNA. The record is from the annotation of a GenBank genome assembly. Lineage: Eukaryota; Fungi; Glomeromycota; Glomeromycetes; Paraglomerales; Paraglomeraceae.